Molecule: messenger RNA, 3017 nt
Organism: Carassius carassius (crucian carp)
Lineage: Eukaryota; Metazoa; Chordata; Actinopteri; Cypriniformes; Cyprinidae
Exons: 7
Coding region: 136-1752 (538 amino acids)
Biological process (GO): regulation of centriole replication
Cellular component (GO): centrosome; cytosol; centriole
Source: RefSeq, a predicted model, not a curated record
UGUUGUGACGUAACUACUGCGAACGCGUUCGCGCUUGUAGUAAUGGCACCUGUCUAGCGCAUUUUAGUGAACUGCGUUUAUAUAAUAGCUAUGAGUGACAUAUUAUUGCUUUCCACAGCUUGAAAUUUAAGAGAUAUGCGCUCAAACUUGCGGCUCAGUGGCUGGAGGUGCUCUCAUCAGUCGACUCCCAACAUUAAUGAGGCAGUGGAUAAUGUGUAUUUCUGGCACCAAAAUGCCAUGACACCAUGGAAGAGUCUGAGGACUAGAUUUGAGGACCCAGUGAGAGGAAGACGAACACCCCCAUGUUUAUCUGGCUUUACAUCAUUUGAUGAACCAUGGAGAUCAGAAAACACAACUAGUCCUUUUUUAUUCCUGAGCCGGACACGUAGCGUCCCUGAAGCUCUCCAUUGCUACAGUAGACCCACUUUGCGGUCAAGCUUCUCUUCGAUCACCAUCACCGCCAGGAGUUUGUCUCCUAAAAGGGAUUGUAUAGCUUAUUCAAACUCAACUUUUCAUCCUCUUAGUACGCCUGACAGACCACCCUCUUUCAUGGCCCACAGUGAAUAUAAAACCCCACAAGCCAUUGUUGGCACUCUGGUGCCUCCUAGACACAAAACAGUUGUGGUGAUGGUGAGCGAGAACAGAGAACGGCAUUGUGCCAGUGAGUCUCCAAGCAGUCCUCAAGCUCCACCAGUCCACGAGCACAGCUACACUGAGGAAGAAGAUCAAACGGACUCUUUAAAACGUCCUAUCUUUCGCUCUUGUGCCCAUCUGGAGCUCCUUCCAUCCAAGCUGUCCAGAUCUACUCUGUACUUGGAUAAAUCCCUCUCAAUCCCUCUUGGACAGACUUUGUAUAGAUCCACUCUGUCCCUUUCCCUUGGAAAACCAUCUUUUACUCAGACCCCUGAGAAACCCGAAACCAUGAUUCAAACUAAAAAGUCAUACAGUGACUGGGACAUGGCAAACAAUGGCGUUGAUGGAAUUGAAAGGCUGUCCCAGCACCUGAAUGGGUCAACCAUCAAUGGCAGUGCUUUUAAAAGUAAUAUUGGCUCCGACUCGGACAUGCAGUGUUCCACUUUAACAUCAAUGCCAUUUAGAACAAGGUGCCACUCGUCUUCUGCUGCCUUCAGACCAAAUGGAAAAGCUAAUGAUGUCUCAGGGCCUCAGCAGUGCAAUCUAAGAGCCAGACAGGCAUUCAGCGAGCCAUCAGGAGUCCCUCAGGUGCGCAUAAGGGCCCAUCAUGAGGUCAGAACAGUUUUCCACACUGCUGAGAAAGUCAGGAGACUUAUUGAGUGCCCGGUCUCUCCUCAUCUGACUAAUUGUACUUGUGGGCCCAAGACUGACCAGAAGGACAGAGGAUACCAGUUGCUAAGCUUGAGGGAUGCUCUUGAGCGGUUUCGUCCAGAUUUCAUCUCUCGCUCUCAGAAUCGGGUGCGACGAUUGGAACUGAGGGCCAGGGAGAGGCGGAGCUUACAAACAGCUGAAUUUAUCAUGGGCGUGGAGACGGCUUACCGUAGGCGAAACUGCACCAGACCACACCCCCUUAGUGAUAACCUUUUCAAACCCAAAGACAGAGCCAUCUCAGGCAAAGAGAUGCAAUGGAGAUCCAGACGGAUUUACAACAAACUCCCUGAGGUGACCAAAAAGAAGGAGGAGGAGAGGAAGAGGCUGAUGUUGGAAACCAACAGACUGAGGGCAGAUGUGUUCAAAAAGAAACUUUUGGAUCAGGUUCUUCAAAGACACGGUGACUGAGGGAAGUGCCUGUUUCAUCACAAGAUCCAUAUCCCCUGCGUUCUCCUUGCCUGAGGCAAAGAACUGAAGACGAGCAAGACCUUUGCAUCUUCCUCCUGAGAGUAGAGCUUGGCUUUCUGAUGCAUUGUUCCAAAUAUAAAACACCUUUUAACGGACCUGGGGUGAAUCCACAUGACAUAUGGAUGCUCGUCCAUGCCCUGUUGUGUCUGUGCCGUGUGAUAGGUAUUUUAAAGAGAAAAUGUUUGAUAAUUAAGUUUAAGACCACUUAAGACUCUACGUAUAAGACUCGAGACCUGGUUCAAGUGUGUUUUCAUUUGGAAAUUGUAUAUCAAAUAAACCCUACAAAACACAUAUAGAGCUAACUAAAAUGUACUUUUAUUAUAGGUUUAUUAGGUUUAUUAUGUACAGCUUGUUCUACCUUCGAGAUAAUAGUCAUUUUAUUUCAAAGGUCAUCAACAAUAGUCUCAAAUAUUAUUAAAAAAAAAAGAAAGAAGGAAAGAAAGAAAAUGCAAUAUUAGCAUCUUUGAACCUGCUUUUAUUCAGAUUCAUUAUGCAAUUUUCCCCAUAUUAAAAUUUGGACAUUAUAUUCUCCUUCUGUUAUAGCCAAUUUCAGUAAGUGACGCUGCUUGGUAAUGUUGAAAUGCCUUGGGGAGAAUGAUAAAAAGAAAAAGUCUCCUUUGCUCUGGAUGUGUCGGUUUCUGGUGCAGAGCGUGACAUUUGGGGUAAUAGAAUUCAGGAGAGAACAGUGUAACAGGAGAUUAGACUGGAAAGUCAGUGAUCAGGUGUUAGAUGACAGAUUGGAUGACAUGAUGAUAAAGCAGAGACAAGGAACUUCAGGAUCGAAAACUCGUCUUUAUUCAGUAAUCUGAAUUCUGAGCUGGUUGUGAUGCUUUAAAAGGAAGAGCAAGCAAACAUGCUUAUUUGAAAAUGCAAAAAUGUUAACAAGUCCUUGAGUCUCUGAGGUCAAUAUUCUACCUGCUGGAAACCUUGAGAGAGUUAUUAUAGAGUGCCUUGCAUACCUGAAAGGAAAGUGGAAAUGACCCCAUUAAGAAAAUGAAUAAUUUUCUUGCAAAUAAACUCACAGAAUAUGCAGAGCCAAAUAAAAUUUCUGAAUUUCUGCAGCAGUGUUAUAUGGGCGAAAAUUAAUUUUACAUUAAUCACAGACUGAUUGCUUGAUGUUCACAUAAUGUUUUAAAUGCAAUAUGCUAUUUAAUUUAAAAUGCACAGACUUUAUCCUAGAUUAUAACCACAGUACCUUUCAAAUU